Messenger RNA from Durio zibethinus, 2897 nucleotides. RefSeq lists its product as uncharacterized. Lineage: Eukaryota; Viridiplantae; Streptophyta; Magnoliopsida; Malvales; Malvaceae. Gene Ontology annotation, molecular function: poly(A) binding. Gene Ontology annotation, cellular component: nucleolus. The record is from RefSeq and is a predicted model, not a curated record.
GACACGUGCAAUUCAACCGCUUCAGAGGAAAAAGUACAAGGCGAGAUAUCUGCAGCAGUUGCGAACAUGCAAAAGCCCUAACCCCACUGCUUCUUUGGCAAGCGUUUAGCAUUUAGACUUCAAUCGUUUUUAUAAAAAAAAAAUAUAUAUAAACGACAUUUUACCUGGAGUGCUUUCUCGCUUCAAAACCCUUAACCCCCAAAAUCUCGAAAGCAGUAGGGUUUUGUAACUUCCGCAAAGGCCGCUGUUUUUUCUCUAACACAAUCGAAACGAUCCAAACUCCGGCUUCAAUCUCUUUCAUCUAUGGGAAAAUCAAGCAAGAAAUCAACCCUCAAAAUUGAAGCAGCUCCUGCUGUAGCUCCUUCUCAGUCUGGAAAGAAAGGCAAGAGAGAAGCUGAAGAAACUCUUGAAAAACAAGUGGCCGUGAAAGGGCAGAAGAAAAACGAUGGGGUAGCACAGGCCAUUGUAAAGAAGAAGGUUGAAGCCAAGACCCAAAAGAAGAAGAAAGAUGAAACUAGUAGCUCUUCCGAUGACUCUUCUGAUUCCGAGGAUGAACUUGUGCCCCAGAGGAAACAUUCAGCUAUUGCCAAGAAUGGCUCUGUUCCUGCAAAGAAAGCAAAACAAGCUAGCAGUUCAGAUUCUUCUGAGUCUAGUAGUGAGGAAGAUUCGUCCUCUGAUCAAGAAGCUCCUGCUCAGAAUAAAAAACAUGUAGUUGCUAAAAAUGGUGCAGUUCCAGCUGCUAAGACAGUAAAAGCUGAUAGCAGUUCAGAUUCUUCUUCUGAUGAUGAUUCUGAUGAGGAUGAUGAGCCUGCUGCAAAAAUGAAAGUAGCAGCAGUGGUUAAAAGGGGCUCUGCACCUGUUCAGAAAGGAAAGUCCUCCAGCAGUUCAGAUUCUUCUUCUGAUGAUGACUCUGAUGAGGAUGAUGAGCCUGCUGCAAAAAUGAAGGUAGCAGCAGUGGUUAAAAAUGUCUCUGCACCUGUUAGGAAAGGCAAGUCCUCCAGCAGUUCAGAUUCCUCAGAUGAAGAUGAAGAAAAAUCAAAGCCAGCCUCUAAUAAAGGACCCACUACUGUUCCCAAAAAGGGGUCGAGUGAUAGUUCAGAAAGUGACAGCUCUUUGGAUGAAGAGGAUGAACCUCCUCGAAAGGAUACUUUACCAUCAUCUGCUUCAAAGACUGUACCUUCAGUGACUACAAAGGGUAAAACCACAUCCAGUGAUAGCAGCUCUGAGGAGAAUUCUGAUGAAGAGGAUGUAAAAAAAGCAACUGCAGUGAAGAAAACAUCUGCUCCUACCCCCAAGAAAAUUGAGGAAUCCAUUAAUAGCUCCUCUGAUGAUAGUGAUUCUGAGGAAGAAGAGCAGAAAGCUGAAGCAAAAGGUGAUAAGAAACCUGUUACUGGGAAAACAGCAAAGAAAGAAGAGUCAUCUGAAAGUUCCUUAGACUCUGAUUCCUCUGAGGAUGAGGCUCCUUCAAACAAAGUUCCAGUUCCUUCAAAAAGGCCACUCCCCACAGCUGGGACAAAACAAUCAAAACAGGAAAGUGAUGAUAGUGACGAUGAUAGCUCUGAUGAAAGUGAGGAUGAACAACCUGCAGCCAAAAAGUCCAAGGUUGCUUCAAAUAGUGGAAAAGAUGCUAAAGUUGUUAAAAAAGUAAGCAGUAGUGAAGAGGAGGAAUCUGAAGAAUCAUCCGAUGAUGAUGAGGAAAGUGACGAAGAAACUCCAAAGAAAAAAGAAACAGAUGUAGAAAUGAUGGAUGCUACAACACCACAGAAAAUUGCUAAGCAGCAGGAUUUGAAGUCUGCCAAGAAAGCUCCCCAUACUCCUGCAGCUCCUCAAGUUCAAACUACAGGAUCAAAGACACUGUUUGCUGGAAACUUACCUUUUCAAGUUGAACAAGAUGAUGUAAGGAAUUUCUUUAAAGAUGCUGGUGAGGUUGUGGACAUACGAUUUUCCACUGAUGCUGAAGGGAAUUUUAAGGGUUAUGGACAUGUUGAAUUUGCUACCGCAGAGGAUGCACAGAAGGCUCUAGAAUUGAAUGGUGAAUAUUUGAUGAAUCGUUCUAUUAGACUUGAUUUGGCCCGUGAAAGGGGUGCAUAUACUCCACGCAGCAGCAAUGGAAACAACUCAUUCCAGAAAGGUGGAAGAGGCCAGGUUCGAACAAUAUUUGUCAAGGGGUUUGAUCAAUCUCUUGGUCAGGAUGAGAUUAAGAGUUCCUUGGAAGAGCACUUUGGUUCUUGUGGAGAGAUUUCUAGGGUGGCAAUACCAGUAGAUUGGGAGACUGGUGCUGUGAAAGGUUAUGCUUACUUGGAUUUCAAUGAUGGUGAUAGUUUCAACAAAGCUCUAGAACUAGAUGGAUCAGAAUUUAAUAAUUAUUCCUUGUCUGUGGAUGAGGCAAAACCGAGAGGUGAAUUCCGUGAUGGUUCUGGCAGUGGAAGAGGUGGUGGCAGGAGUAGUGGAAGGAGUGGUGGAUGGAGUGGUGGAAGGGAUGGUGGUGGCCGUGGUGGUCGUGGUGGUCGUGGUGGCAGACAUGGGGCUGGUCGUUUUGGUGGUGCUGGCAGAGGACGUGGAGCACCUAAUAGGCCAAACCUUGCAGCUGCUGGCACAGGUAAGAAGACUACUUUCAAUGAUGAGGACUGAAGUGGGGUGGUAGAAUACUCUUUUUCCCCUGCCGUCUGGUCCCUGCUUACGUUGUUAAGCAGUAAUUGUUUUUGUUAGAUCAUAUAGUUUUUGGCUUUCAACCUUCAUUUUGUCGUCUUAACUUUUGUGUCGAACUUCUUGAAAAUUAAAUGCCGUUGCUAUUUAGAUUUUAAUUGCUUGCUAAUUUAUCAGAAUUUGCCUUUUGGGUUAUAUUAUAACAAUAUAAUUUUUCUAUAAUCCUAAAUUAUAUAUUAAACAAAUAUAUU